UCGUGGUCGGACAUUUCGAUUAAUUGAGCUCACAAAAGACUGACUACUGUUCAGUGAUCAGAGAUGUUGGUUCCAGAGCUGCUCUUGGAGCUUAUGGAGGUCUUGGAUGACCAGGAUUUCAAUGAAUUUAAGUCCUACCUCCUUCAGAAUGUCUUGACGGGCUGUAAACCGAUGGCCAAGAGCUCAAGUCGACACGCCGCUGUGACUGAGAUGAUACAGAGCUACGGUCAAGAAAUGGCUGUGAAUGUGACUGCUGAGAUCCUGAGUAGGAUGUACCGCAACAACACUGGAGAGGAGUUAAAGAAAACAUACACAGAGGGAGCAGCAGCUGAGCAAAAUGUCCCUUGCCAACUUGUACCCUUCUCAUCUGCUUUGGGUCGUUCAGCUCGUCAAAACAUCUCUGCUGGUGAAGCAAGAGGUGCCACAGGCCACCUAAUGGCCAAGAAUGGUAAUGUGGUUAUCAAUGGAAACGCCCCGCCAUUCAUAAUGGCCAAAAAUGGUAAUGUGGUUAUCAAUGAUAGUGCUCCCAAAGUCCUAAUAGCCAAUAAUGGUAAUGCGAUUAUCAAUGAUAGCGCUCCCAUUUUUGUAAUAGUCACGAAUGGUAGCGUGAUUAUCAAUGGUAGCGCUCCCAUAGUCGUCAUUGUCAAGAAUGGUAAAGCAAUUAUCAAUGAUGCCGCUCCAUUAGUCCUAAAGAUCAAGAAUGGUGACAUGAUUACUAAUGGCAGCAUACCCAGAGUCUUAGAGAUCCGAAACGGUUAUCAGUGA
Scomber scombrus (Atlantic mackerel) is the source of this 765-nucleotide messenger RNA. RefSeq lists its product as uncharacterized. The record is from RefSeq and is a predicted model, not a curated record. Bases 64 to 765 code for a protein of 233 amino acids. Lineage: Eukaryota; Metazoa; Chordata; Actinopteri; Scombriformes; Scombridae. The transcript is spliced from 3 exons.